ACCUGGAAAGUCCCGGGCAGAGAGAACCUGUGCUGACGGUGUCCGCGGGCAGAGGCACGGAGCAGCUGGUCGGCGUGUGCAGCGCUCAGGACUCGCACCGACAUGACGCUGCUGGACGAGCGGCUUUGGUCGCUGUUUAAGCGCCACCUGCAGCAAACUCUCACCUACUGGAGUGUGUUCUUCAGCUUCGGUCUGUGCAUCGCCUUCCUGGGACCCACCAUCCUGGACCUGAGGUGUCAGACCCAGUCCACCCUGCAGCAGAUCACCUGGGUCUUCUUCUCCCAGCAGUUCUUCCUGCUGGUGGGCAGCAGCCUGGGGGGGCUCUUAAAGAAGACACUCCUGUCCUCCCUGUCAGCCCUCCUCUCCAGCACUCUCAUCAUCUCGCUCGUGUUUGCCAUCAUACCGCUGUGCCACCACGUGGUGCUGUUAUCUGUCGCCAUGGCGUUGGCUGGCCAGGCCAUGGGGGUGACUGACACCAUCGCCAACCUGCAGCUGGUGAAGCUGUACCAGAAGGACUCCGCCAUCUUCCUGCAGGCCCUGCAUUUCUUCAUAGGCCUGGGAGCACUGGUCAGUCCCCUGGUAGCUGAUCCUUUCCUGGCAGAGGACAGCUGUGUCCUAGGUGCCAACUGGACCGCCAACUCAUCCUCUUCCUCGGACCUACAGCACCUCCGCAGCAGCCUGGCCGGGCAAGGAGCGGCGCUACACAACAUCUCCCAGUAUCCUCUGCACACCGAGGGUGUAGUCAUCACCAGGGUGUCGUACGCUUUCUGGAUCAUGGCUCUUAUCAGUGUGACUCCUGUGCCAGCAGCAGUGCUCGCAUUGAUGUACCAUGAGCGACUGUUGCCUUGCUCCAGCAACAGUCCACGUCUGCUUGACAGAGACUCUUUGUCCAGCACUGGGGACAGUGGUCAAGGUCAUGGGAGUUUGUUUGGUUGCUGUAACGCUGCCAAACUCCGGGGUCGCCCUUCAACUUUCUUCAUCCUCCACACUCUGGGCGGGGCCAUCCUCUUCAUCACUGAUGGGAUUAUAGGCUCCUACGCUGGCUUUGUCUACACCUACGCGGUGUCCCCUCCGCUGCUGAUGGGUCAUAAGACUGCAGGCUGUCUGGACAGUAUAUUCUGGGUCUCCAUCACAGUGGGAAGACUGGCUUUCAUCUACUUGUCCUACAGAUACACACCACCCAGGCUGCUCACCUUCAGUCUGGUGGGGGUCAUACUGGUGCAGUGCCUGUUGUUGAUCUUCUACACCAGCUGUGUGUUUCUCUUCAUCGGUACUUGUGUGCUGGGACUGUGCAUCAGCAGUGUGUUCCCCUCCAUGCUGGCCUUUACAGAGGACAUACUAGACUACAAAGGUUGUGCUACAACUGUCCUGGUGACCAGUGCCAGCACAGGAGAGAUGAUGCUGCAGCUGCUCGUUGGAUCGGUGAUCCACAGUCAGGGCAGUUAUGCUUUCCUGUUGUGUUCUACAAUAGCGUCAUUCAUCGGCUUCUGCCUGUUCCUGCUGUUCCUCUACGUCCAGCACAUCCACAGAAACUGCCACGCAGAUUUGUCUAAAAACUCAGACACGGAGAAGCCAAAUACAGGAGGCUCAUGAUCUGCAGGUCCCUGCGAGACUGAGGGGGGAGACCAGAGAACACAAAUGAUCAAAUGCUGAGGACGAUGGGAAGGGACAUUCCCACAUCUUACCCCAGCUUUAUCCUGGCCUCCUCCACCUGCACAUUUUUGACCUAAAGAGAAGCCUGAUGAUCAACAAGCCGCUCAAUGGACGACCAGUACAUGACUUCAUUUCAUUUUUGACACAAUCAUCUCUUGCAGCACAUUAUAACUCAGCUGUAGCUUGAUUAAAAAGAUACUUUAAUGAUUAAGUAUUGCCUUUUCAGUGUGAAUGUGAAAGGACUGUGGAGGAAAAAGUCUCGUAUGAUGUUUAUGUCAAAACACCUGCGACAUAUUUGAUUGCUACUGUAAAAAAAAAAUUAAAAUACUCAUAUCAGCCUG
Molecule: messenger RNA, 1994 nt
Organism: Siniperca chuatsi (mandarin fish)
Lineage: Eukaryota; Metazoa; Chordata; Actinopteri; Centrarchiformes; Sinipercidae
Gene: slc60a1a
Product: major facilitator superfamily domain containing 4Aa
Exons: 10
Coding region: 103-1593 (496 amino acids)
Source: RefSeq, a predicted model, not a curated record